AUGCAAGGUAUUACGGGCAAGCUGAGCGGCAAAAUGGGUUCUGCCGUCUUCCGCAUCCGCAAUGGUGCCCAGGUUGUCACCCAGUACAACCCGAUCGUAAAGAACCCCGACACUGCAGGCCAGCAAGAAGCCCGCGCAAAGUUCAAGCUCCUUUCCCAGCUUGGAGCCAUUAUGGAAAGCGGCUUUGGCACUAUGGCCGUCACCAAGAGAGCUGGCAAGAGCGCACCCACGCAACGCAACGCGUUUAUGCAGCUCAACUACCGACUUGUCGCAGUGGAUAUGUCCUCCGACGUUCCUGAGCGCGCCAAAAUCAAAAUGGACAAGGUUCAACUCACCAAGAGCGCUCGCCCACUUGGCGAAAUUAGCGGUGACGCCUCCGAAGUUAGCGUUUUAAACGUUCCAGAUGAAGUGAAAAGCGUGCGCUUCGUUGAAGUUGUGUAUCGUCAAGUCCAAGUCGUAGACCCCGAUACGGGUUCAUUCAUCAUCAAGGUACGCCCCGAAGUCAAGAAAGUACAAGAUACUCCCGUAACGGGAACGGGCGCUGAAAGAGGUGUAUCAUAUGAGCCUGGUGUCGGUGAAACACUUCAAGGAUCAACUAUCCUGGCCUACGGACUUAUCCCCACAGCCAGCACCGCUGGCCGUGUGGACUUUGACAAUAUCCACACCCCGAGCGAUGAGGAUUUUGUCGGUGCUAUCGCACUCGACCAAAUGGUUCGUGAUGGCGACUUGCUUGAAACGAUGACCAUCGGAUUGAAUGUGCAAGGUGGAAACUAA
This is a messenger RNA of Haemonchus placei, 774 nucleotides long. The record is from the annotation of a GenBank genome assembly. NCBI's taxonomy places the organism in Eukaryota, Metazoa, Nematoda, Chromadorea, Rhabditida, Trichostrongylidae.